GGAGAGAGCAUGGUAUACAAAAAAGUUGCUGUGGUGGAAAAUUUCUAUGAUAUUAUUUAUGGGGUUCAUGUCGAAAUGGACGGCAGAGGAGGAAAACAUGCUGGCCAAAAAAGAACGUAUAAAGCGAUAGCAGAGAUGUAUUCUUUUCUUCCCCGCGAAGCUGUGACCCAUUUCCUGAUGUCUUGUACGGACUGUCAGAAGCGAAUGCAUCUGGGCGCUGAGCAAGCGCCGACGCAGCAACAGCAGAAGACAGCGACGGGUCACCAUGACAACGAGCAGCAGAUCGACGCAGAAAGCCUCAGCUCUCUCGACACGACGGCCGGGGACGACGUCGACUCCUUGCACAUCGACUACAGCCUGCCGAUCACGACUACGUACCUCAAACACAUGAGAAGUCUUGGCUACUCCGAAGAAGAUGCUCUCAAUCCAGAUAGAGAGGAUUCUGAGGACAUUGAAAGUGAGAUCAGUGAAGAACCCAACACGCCUCUCAAUCCGGCAACCAGUGGCCAGCUUUAUGAUAUCUCAAUUAAAGAUGAGGCUGGUAUCGACAGUCCAGUAAGUCAACCCGUGGGGCCUUCCAAAAGACGAGCUGGAGCAAGGCAAGGGAAGCACGAACGUUCAUUAGCUUGGCCACAAGAGCCUAUGAGCGAAGAACCCAUCAAUAUGAUUAAAGGAGAUUUCCCCAAUAAUCACCAUGACCACGCUUAUGAAAGAAUUGCAAGCCCUUGCAAUGGCUGCACGAAACGGGAAGCAUCCAGUACUCCGGAUAACCUUUCAGCAGGAACUAAAGAUGAAGAUGAUGAUGACGAUGACGACGACACGGAUAAAAUUGACAUAAAUAAAUAUGAUCCCGAAAGGCUGAAAGCUUUUAACAUGUUCGUCCGAUUGUUUGUUGACGAGAACUUGGAUAGGAUGGUGCCAAUUUCUCGCCAACCGAAAGACAAGAUUCAAGCCAUCAUCGAUUCAUGUGCUCGUCAGUUUCCGGAAUUUGGCGAAAGAGCUCGAAAACGAAUACGAACCUACCUCAAGUCCUGCAGGCGAAAUAAAAGAACACGAGAAAAUUGCAACUGGGAACUUGGGGGACGAAACACUCAACCUCAUCUAACAUCAGCUCUUGCAGAGCAAAUUUUAGCACUUGCAUGUGAAAACGAAAGCCAAAAUGCUAAAAGAAUGCGCUUGGGACUAAAGCCAAUUUCUGCUGAACUAGAUCGCAACAGAUCGGAAACGCCAAUUUCUCGGAGCCCUCAGCACGAUAAUAUUUUGCAAAACACUUUGCGACACGGUAAGCCUCAAGCCUCCACGGUGCUCAAUGGUGCGCAGAAUUCAUCAUUCCAUUCAGUUUAUCGCCUGCCAACUUCAUCAACAAAUGGUCAUUCAAGCUCCAUCACUAAUUCCAGUAACGGUCCAACUGACUUGAGUAUGAAAAAGAACAACAGCCCAAACAGUACCGCCAAACAUUCCUUAAACCCUAGUGAAGUGAUUGCAGUGAAGCAGUUAAUAGCAGGAUACCGGGAAUCUGCUUCUUUUCUGCUAAGAUCUGCGGAUGAGUUGGAGCAGUUAUUACUUCAACAAAACUGA
Molecule: messenger RNA, 1578 nt
Organism: Uloborus diversus
Lineage: Eukaryota; Metazoa; Arthropoda; Arachnida; Araneae; Uloboridae
Product: nucleolar protein 4-like
Exons: 9
Coding region: 10-1578 (522 amino acids)
Source: RefSeq, a predicted model, not a curated record